CACCACCGUCGAUUGCUUGCCAAGUGUCAUAUCCAGUCCUCGUCAGAUGGAGAUCGCGAUUAUCUAGGCUUGUUCUUAUCUUCAAACUUAUCGUUCUCGUGUCCAUUUUUCCCUUUACCAAAGCGUCUCUUUCUCUGCAAAUUGUUCUCAGGUCAAUAACUUCAAAAGGCGCACCUUUUAAACGUAUGCGCACAUUGAAACCCUGUCAUUACAUCAUUCAUCAUGAAGUACUUGGAAUACACACCUUUCGACCGAAUAAAUGCUUUUCUAGAUCACCUCAACCUUGGAGAACGUACCCUUAAGGGAUGCAUUGAAGCUUACUCCUGUAAACACACAGGCUCGGAUAAACGGCUCUCUCUCAGUUUGGAAAAUGAGAUUCUUGAUUAUCUUGGUAACUCACCUGAUGCUGACUCACCAGCUGAGUAUCUUUCUAGUAGAUCCAGCCGAAAGAUGUUGAUCUAUCUGAUUCUGACAUUAUACCACAUGUAUCCAGACUAUGACUUCAGUGCAGUGAAAGCUCACCAGUUUUUCACAGAGGAAACCUGGGAUGGUUUCAAGCAAAUUUUUGACAGCUACAUGUCUGAUGCAUCUAAGGAAUGGAAAGAGGCAAAUGAAGAUGGGUCCCUUCUAGAAACCCUAUACAAAGCUCUAGACGAGGUAAUCAACCUUUCGGAAUGUGAAGUCUACAGUUAUGAUCCUAACUCAGAUGCUGACCCAUUCAUAGAAAAAGGAGCUCUGUGGUCAUACAAUUUCUUUUUCUACAACAGGAAGCUCAAGCGCGUUGUGUGCUUUCAUUUCAGCAGUUUAAGCAAUUUGGUGAGUGAUGGAUUUGCGUUUGAUGGUUCGUACUAUGAGGAAGAUGGUGAGAUAUUUGAUGAUAUGGAUAUGUGACGUGGAAAAGGAGUGUACAUAUACCAUUACCAUGUUAAUAUUUGGUCUAGGAUUUUAAAUAUAUUGGUAGUGUGUACAAAACAGUAGAACUGACUCGACUGUUUGUUGUUGGCUUACUUACUCGUAGGUUUUUAUAAAAAGUUCAACAUCUUGUUAUUGAGCAAAUUUAAAAUGUUCCAUUUUUUA
Lactuca sativa (garden lettuce) is the source of this 1077-nucleotide messenger RNA. RefSeq names its product transcription regulator. Lineage: Eukaryota; Viridiplantae; Streptophyta; Magnoliopsida; Asterales; Asteraceae. Gene Ontology annotation, molecular function: RNA polymerase III core binding. Gene Ontology annotation, biological process: negative regulation of transcription by RNA polymerase III. Gene Ontology annotation, cellular component: nucleus. The record is from RefSeq and is a predicted model, not a curated record.